Molecule: messenger RNA, 1535 nt
Organism: Lonchura striata (white-rumped munia)
Lineage: Eukaryota; Metazoa; Chordata; Aves; Passeriformes; Estrildidae
Gene: ATP6V1B1
Product: ATPase H+ transporting V1 subunit B1
Biological process (GO): proton transmembrane transport; ATP metabolic process; vacuolar acidification
Cellular component (GO): proton-transporting V-type ATPase, V1 domain
Molecular function (GO): proton-transporting ATPase activity, rotational mechanism; ATP binding
Source: RefSeq, a predicted model, not a curated record
AUGGCCGCCACCAAGGUGACAGCAGCGGCGACAGAGCUGGCGGCCGCCCGCGAGCACGGGCUGGCCGUGACCCGCGACUUCCACAGCAACCCCCGGCUGACCUACAGGACCGUGUGCGGUGUCAACGGGCCACUGGUGGUGCUGGACAACGUCAAGUUCGCCCAGUACGCCGAGAUCGUGAACUUCACGCUGCCCAACGGCACCACCCGCAGCGGGCAGGUGCUGGAGGUGAUGGGCGCCAAGGCCGUGGUCCAGGUGUUUGAGGGCACGUCGGGCAUCGAUGCCAAGGCGACAACCUGCGAGUUCACGGGGGACAUCCUGCGCACGCCGGUGUCCGAGGACAUGCUGGGCCGGGUGUUCAACGGCUCCGCCAAACCCAUCGACAGCGGCCCCCCGGUGAUGGCCGAGGACUUCCUGGACAUCAACGGCCAGCCCAUCAACCCCCAUGGGCGCAUCUAUCCCGAGGAGAUGAUCCAGACCGGGAUCUCCCCCAUCGACGUCAUGAACAGCAUCGCCCGCGGCCAGAAAAUUCCCAUCUUCUCGGCCGCCGGGCUGCCCCACAACGAGAUCGCGGCGCAGAUCUGCCGCCAGGCCGGGCUGGUGAAGAAAUCCAAGGACGUGGUGGACUUCCACGAGGACAACUUCGCCAUCGUCUUCGCGGCCAUGGGGGUGAACAUGGAGACGGCGCGGUUCUUCAAGUCGGACUUCGAGCAGAACGGCUCCAUGGAGAACGUGUGCCUCUUCCUCAACCUGGCCAACGACCCCACGAUCGAGAGGAUCAUCACGCCGCGGCUGGCGCUGACCACGGCCGAGUUCCUGGCGUACCAGUGCGAGAAGCACGUGCUGGUCAUCCUGACCGACAUGAGCUCCUACGCCGAGGCCCUGCGCGAGGUGUCGGCGGCCAGGGAGGAGGUGCCGGGCCGCCGCGGCUUCCCCGGCUACAUGUACACGGACCUGGCCACCAUCUACGAGCGCGCCGGGCGCGUGGAGGGCAGGAACGGCUCCAUCACCCAGAUCCCCAUCCUCACCAUGCCCAACGACGACAUCACCCACCCCAUCCCCGACCUGACGGGGUUCAUCACCGAGGGCCAGAUCUACGUGGACCGGCAGCUCCACAACCGCCAGAUUUACCCCCCCAUCAACGUUCUGCCGUCCCUGUCCCGGCUGAUGAAAUCGGCCAUCGGAGAGGGAAUGACCAGGAAGGACCACGGGGACGUGUCCAACCAGCUGUACGCCUGCUACGCCAUCGGGAAGGACGUGCAGGCCAUGAAGGCCGUGGUGGGCGAGGAGGCCCUGUCCGCCGACGACCUCCUCUACCUGGAGUUCCUGCACAAGUUCGAGAAGCACUUCAUCUCCCAGGGGCCCUACGAGAACCGGAGCGUUUUCGAGUCGCUGGACAUCGGCUGGCAGCUCCUGCGCAUCUUCCCCAAGCAGCUCCUCAAGCGCAUCCCCGAAAACGUCCUGGCCGAGUUCUACCCCCGCGAGGCCAAGGCGCCCGCGCAGGGCACGGCCCUGUGACCCCGAAUCCCAACAAA